CCUACUUUCUGGAGAUAGGUUGGGUAUUAUGUAUAAUCUAUGGUUUGGGCAGAUUUACAAUUUUUGAAACGGUCACCCUGGUUGUUUGUUAGGUUAUGUUGAUUUGACUGGCGUGUUUGUUGUGAAGAGAUUAUUUAGUAUUUAAACGUUGAUUGGAAAAUAAUGGAUUGGAAACUGGAUUACGGUGAACUUACAAAAGACAAAGACUUUGUAGAUAACUGCGAGAAUCUCAAGGAAAAUUUAAUCGAAAUACAGAAAGUAUUGGAUCAGCUGUUACCAUUGAAAGAACAGUAUGAUAAACUAACUCUUCCAGCACAGAUUGAACUCGAUCUAUUUUUAGCAUUUACUUUAAAUUCCCUUAAUUGGAUUCAUUUACGUAUUCAAGGUAUAGAUCCUACAAAACACCCUAUCAAAGAUGAGCUACAAAGAGUUAAAGCUGUGAUGUUAAAAUGGCAGGAAGUAAAAGAUAAAGAAAAGCGACCUACUGUAGACAUCGAAGCCGCAAAGAGAUUCGUCAGGAGUGGAUUAUAUGAUCCAUACAAAUCAGUCGCAAAACCUCAAAAUAAGAAAAUCAAGUUUAAAGACGCUGAGGAUGUUUGACUCUUUUACUUUUGUAAAUAGCAAGUAAGCUCCGAUUGAAGACUGAAUGUUUGUAGUCUACUCAUAAAUUUGAUUGUGUUUAUUAUAAACAUAAAUGGAAAUAUUUCUCAUUGUAGCAUUAAACAUACUGUCUUGUUGAUUGUUAUAUAAUUUUAAGAUAUAUAUGUAUAAAAUUGAGUUUUCGUUAGUUUUUAUAUAGACAUAGGUAUUAUAUGUAGUAGUUUUGCUUUGAUGUAUCGUCAAUCCUGUAAAUUAAAAGAGCAUAUAUUUGAAAAUAUCAGUUUAUUUCAGUCAGUUAUGAACUGACAACUGCCACCAGUAACAGUUACUUUAAC
Molecule: messenger RNA, 935 nt
Organism: Diatraea saccharalis (sugarcane borer)
Lineage: Eukaryota; Metazoa; Arthropoda; Insecta; Lepidoptera; Crambidae
Source: the annotation of a GenBank genome assembly